CGAAAAUCCAACCCAAUCCGCACCCAACCCCACGUCUAUAAAAGCCCUUACCCUCGCCUAGGGUUUCCUCUCCCGUCUCCGCGCUCGCCGCCGCCGCCGCUCCUCCUCCGCGCCCUCGAAGCCGCCGCCGCCGCCGCAGCCUCGCCGCCGUCGACAUGGGUAAGGUGCACGGAUCGCUCGCUCGCGCCGGGAAGGUGCGCGGCCAGACGCCCAAGGUGGCGAAGCAGGACAAGAAGAAGAAGCCCCGCGGCCGCGCCCACAAGAGGAUGCAGUACAACCGCCGCUUCGUCACCGCCGUCGUCGGAUUCGGCAAGAAGCGCGGGCCCAACUCCUCCGAGAAGUAGACGCGCCGGGCCGCUCCGCCGGUGAUGUCCCGUUUGUUCUUGGUAGUAGUUUCCUUUUAAGUGCUAUAUGCAAGAAAACAAGAAGGGGGAACCAAUCUUUUGUAGCGUGUGAGCUCGAUGCUCGUGUGAUUUGGAUCGAACUCAAAAGUGCUUAGUCUUAUUAUGCCGCAUGUUAAGUUUGAGAUAUGAUAUGAGCUCGUGACUUAAUUUUGCUUAAUGUUUACCCUCUUUUAUCUUCUAUCAAUUGUGACUAAUUCAAAUC
Messenger RNA from Oryza sativa Japonica Group (Japanese rice), 606 nucleotides. RefSeq names its product small ribosomal subunit protein eS30z/eS30y/eS30x. The record is from RefSeq and is a predicted model, not a curated record. Gene Ontology annotation, biological process: translation. Gene Ontology annotation, molecular function: structural constituent of ribosome. Gene Ontology annotation, cellular component: ribosome; cytosolic small ribosomal subunit. Lineage: Eukaryota; Viridiplantae; Streptophyta; Magnoliopsida; Poales; Poaceae.